UCCUUUUGCAUUUUCAAUCAGGCAAUGCAGAGCGGUACCCGGAAGGGUCCUGCAGACCUCUCACACACACACACGUGUUGCUGUGCGUCGUUAAACAUGGCGGACCUGCAGAUGAAGCUGCUCCGCAAGAAGAUACAGAAAAGAACUGAUAAGAACAAAGAGCGCAAACUACUGAGGGAACAGAAAGACGACGAAGAGACGGUGAACUCAAACGGGUUGGAGGAGGAAUGUUGUGAGCAGCCUGCAACUCUUUGUAAGAAGAAACCGAAGAAGCAGAUUGGGUUACCAUCGGAAGGGACCACAACAGAGGAGACUCCUCUGAAGAAGAAGUCAAAGAAGAAAAGAAAGCUUGCUGACACUGCUGAUACACCAGUUGAGAAGAAGACCAAAACAGUGAAAGAAGCAGCAGACGACGAAGAGGAGGAGGAGGAGGAGGAGGGAGCAACAUUAGCAGAUGGAGAACAGGCUGUUGAUAAACCAGAGGAAGCUGCAGAUGAAGAGGAGGAGGGAGAAGAUGAUGAAGAUGAGGAGGAGGAGGACAAAACUGGAGAUGAUGAUGAAGAAGAGGAAGAUCAACCUGAAUUACCAUCUGGCUUAACAGGAGCAUUUGAGGACACAUCCUUUACCUCUCUUGCUGAGCUGGUGAGUGACAGCACGCUGAAAGCAGUGAAGGAGAUGGGCUUUGAACACAUGACGGAGAUCCAGCACAAAAGUAUUCGUCCCUUGUUGGAGGGAAGGGAUGUUCUAGCUGCUGCCAAGACAGGUAGUGGUAAAACCUUGGCCUUCCUCAUCCCGUCUAUAGAGCUCAUCUACAAACUCAAGUUCAUGCCCAGGAACGGCACCGGUGUAGUGAUCCUUUCUCCCACACGUGAGUUGGCCAUGCAGACUUACGGUGUGCUGAAGGAGCUGAUGGCACACCAUGUGCACACCUUUGGUCUGAUCAUGGGGGGCAGCAACCGCUCAGCUGAGGCCCAGAGGCUGGCCAACGGCGUCAACAUCCUGGUGUGCACACCGGGCCGUCUGCUGGACCACCUCCAGAAUACCGCUGGCUUCAUGUACAAGAACCUCCAGUGUCUGAUUAUUGAUGAGGCUGACCGUAUCUUAGAGGUGGGCUUCGAGGAGGAACUGAAGCAGAUCAUCAAACUGCUGCCAAAGAAGAGACAGACCAUGCUGUUUUCAGCCACUCAGACCCGUAAGGUGGAGGACUUGGCUCGCAUCUCCCUGAAGAAAGAGCCCCUCUACGUCGGCGUGGAUGACAACAAAGACAACGCCACCGUUGACGGCCUGGAGCAGGGUUAUGUGGUGUGCCCGUCAGAGAAGCGCUUCCUGCUGCUCUUCACCUUCCUGAAGAAGAACCGCAAGAAGAAGCUCAUGGUCUUCUUCUCUUCCUGUAUGUCUGUGAAAUUCCACUAUGAGCUACUCAACUACAUCGACCUGCCCGUCAUGGCCAUCCAUGGCAAGCAGAAGCAGACCAAACGUACCACCACCUUCUUCCAGUUCUGCAACGCCGACUCGGGCAUCCUGCUGUGUACUGACGUGGCAGCUCGAGGUCUGGACAUCCCCGAGGUGGACUGGAUCAUCCAGUACGACCCUCCAGAUGACCCCAAGGAGUACAUCCACAGGGUGGGCAGAACAGCCAGAGGCAUCAACGGCCGAGGCCACGCGCUCCUGAUCCUCCGACCGGAGGAGCUCGGCUUCCUCCGCUUCCUGAAACAGGCCAAGGUCCCACUGAGCGAGUUUGACUUUUCUUGGACGAAAAUCUCUGAUAUCCAGUCUCAGCUGGAUAAGCUGAUUGAGAAGAACUACUAUCUCCACAAGUCAGCCCAAGAGGCCUACAAGUCCUACGUGAGGGCUUACGACUCCCACUCACUCAAACAGAUCUACAGCGUCAACACCCUCAACCUCCCCAUGGUGGCGCUGUCUUUUGGCUUCAAAGUUCCUCCAUACGUCGAUCUGAAUGUCCACAGCAGUAGAGGUGUAAAGAUGCAGAAGCGAGGCGGCGGAGGCGGUUUUGGAUACCAGAAGUCCAAGAUCGGGCAAAAAUCCAGAAUCUUCAAGCAUGUCAACAAAGGAAAGGGUGACAGGAGACAGUUCUCCCGCUGAAACCCCGUCACGUGAACUCCUCCUGGACUGAUUCCUCUUCUCUUAGAAGAACUGCCCUUUUUUUAUUACAUGAACUUCCUGCUUUGAACAGGAUGCUGUGUAUUGUGUAGGGCACAAGUCUCUCAGACUUCCUUUAGGCCCACUUGUCCUCCUAUGAGUUAUGUAAAAGUCUUUUGUAAACAAACAUUGUAGGUGUUGUGUGUUGAGGAGGUCGCUGCAUUCCACUGUGGAUUCCUGAUCAACAAAGAAAAGCUCACCUUUCUAACAUUUCCUCAUGUCACCUGAGUGGAAUAUUAAAUCUCUAUCGACUUUAAAUAUAUUUAGUUUGCUUCAUUCAUACUAUGUAGACUUUGCCAAGGAGUAAAAGAAGUGCCGGUACUGCGUACCGAUGAGUACCGGCCAACAGCGGACACUGGCCAUGAGCAUGAAGUCGCCCGAUAUAAACCACGUGAGGUUCUGAUGUAAAAUUCUUUUAUUAUACAUCACAUUAUUACAGCAUCCACAUUCCUGCAGAGCUGAAGGACUCCUGCUAUGCAUCUUGUCAAACAAAGCAACCGGCAGGCACACAAAUAGGAUCUGGGAUAAUUAGAUACAUGUUACAAAAAUCACAGUUAAGUUCAUCAGAAACAAAUAUAGCAACAUUCCCUUUAAAUGAUGAAAAAUCUCAAUAAAUUUUAUAACUUUAA
Molecule: messenger RNA, 2789 nt
Organism: Sebastes umbrosus (honeycomb rockfish)
Lineage: Eukaryota; Metazoa; Chordata; Actinopteri; Perciformes; Sebastidae
Gene: ddx18
Product: DEAD (Asp-Glu-Ala-Asp) box polypeptide 18
Exons: 14
Coding region: 25-2103 (692 amino acids)
Biological process (GO): maturation of LSU-rRNA from tricistronic rRNA transcript (SSU-rRNA, 5.8S rRNA, LSU-rRNA)
Cellular component (GO): nucleolus
Molecular function (GO): ATP binding; RNA helicase activity; nucleic acid binding
Source: RefSeq, a predicted model, not a curated record